Fusarium venenatum is the source of this 1362-nucleotide messenger RNA. RefSeq names its product kinase-like domain-containing protein. Gene Ontology annotation, cellular component: cytoplasm; nucleus. Lineage: Eukaryota; Fungi; Ascomycota; Sordariomycetes; Hypocreales; Nectriaceae. The record is from RefSeq and is a predicted model, not a curated record. Gene Ontology annotation, biological process: signal transduction; peptidyl-serine phosphorylation; endocytosis. Gene Ontology annotation, molecular function: protein serine/threonine kinase activity; ATP binding.
AUGGCUUCAUCAUCAUCCAACGUCGUAGGCGUUCACUACCGAGUUGGUAAGAAGAUCGGAGAGGGUUCUUUUGGUGUCAUCUUUGAGGGUACCAAUCUACUCAACAACCAGCAAGUUGCUAUCAAAUUCGAACCUCGCAAGAGUGAUGCUCCUCAAUUGCGCGACGAGUACCGAACAUACAAGAUCCUUGUCGGCUGCCCUGGUAUUCCCAAUGUUUACUACUUUGGCCAGGAAGGACUUCACAACAUCCUGGUGAUCGACCUCCUUGGCCCUUCACUGGAGGAUCUUUUCGAUCACUGUGGCAGAAGAUUUUCCAUCAAGACAGUUGUCAUGGUCGCCAAGCAGAUGCUCUCAAGGGUCCAGACCAUCCACGAGAAGAACCUGAUCUAUCGCGACAUCAAGCCCGAUAACUUCUUGAUCGGCCGUCCAGGCACCAAAGCCUCUAGUGUAAUCCAUGUUGUCGACUUCGGCAUGGCCAAGCAGUAUCGUGACCCGAAGACGAAGCAACAUAUUCCUUACCGCGAGCGGAAAUCACUUUCUGGAACCGCCCGAUAUAUGAGUAUCAACACUCACUUGGGUCGUGAGCAGUCCCGCCGAGAUGAUCUCGAAGCUCUGGGUCACGUUUUCUUGUAUUUCCUUCGUGGUGGUCUCCCCUGGCAAGGCUUGAAGGCUGCUACCAACAAGCAGAAGUAUGAGAAGAUCGGCGAGAAGAAGCAGACCACUAUCAUCAAGGACCUGUGCGAGGGCUUCCCCGAGGAGUUCUCCAAGUACUUGACUUACGUCCGAAACCUUGGCUUCGAGGACACUCCCGACUACGACUACCUUCGCGAGCUUUUCACACAGGCCCUCAAGAAUACCGGCGAGGUCGAGGAUGGCGAGUACGACUGGAUGAAGAUCUCCAAGGAUUCGGGAAAGGGAUGGGACUCGAAGAACCACAGCAACGCCUACCUCCACAACCCAAAUGUUCGCCCUGGGCCUUCCCAGAUGGAGCUGCACAGCGGCCACCGUCCCGGGAAUACCACCUCUCACCAACAAGCACAAAACCUUACUGUCGGCCGUUUAAACGCCGCGCAACCCCCUCCUCCCUCUCCGAUCAAGCAGAUGGGCAAGCAGAGAGAUCGGCCAAGCGCCCCCGGCGCAUUGUCAGCACAGAGGGGGAGCGGGGUUGGGGGUCUCCGGGACAUGGCCACGCCCACUGGCUCGACUCAGGCCCAGUUCCAGAACAGCGCCCAGAACCUGCCCCAGCAGCCGAGGACCUCCCAGCAAGGCCCGGCGACCCAGCCUACCCAAGCUAGCGGUCAACAGGCUAACCCUCAGCCUAGUGGUUUCCAGAAGCUCAUGAAGACCCUGUGCUGUGGUUAA